AUGGAAUCCGCUCAAUCAUUUUCAUAUAAAUUUAAUAGUAAUUUCUGUAGCGAAAUUAUUUUUGAAUGGUGCAAAUUAUAUGAUAAAAUUAUCAAUGAACUAUGUGUUUUAUAUGAUGAAAGAAUUAAAAGCAAAAAUAUCAAAUUAACUCUUGAAAUUAUUGAAAAGUUUUUAAUAACAAAUGAACAAAGUCCAGAUGAUAUAAUUAAUUUAU
Dentiscutata erythropus is the source of this 214-nucleotide messenger RNA. NCBI's taxonomy places the organism in Eukaryota, Fungi, Glomeromycota, Glomeromycetes, Diversisporales, Gigasporaceae. The record is from the annotation of a GenBank genome assembly.